Molecule: messenger RNA, 1053 nt
Organism: Lindgomyces ingoldianus
Lineage: Eukaryota; Fungi; Ascomycota; Dothideomycetes; Pleosporales; Lindgomycetaceae
Exons: 5
Coding region: 1-1053 (350 amino acids)
Source: RefSeq, a predicted model, not a curated record
AUGAUAGCUUACCCAUAUGCUAUCCCUCCCAUUACUUCUGCAUCCCCGCACGCUCUUACCACCGACUUUUCCCGAAGACUAGCUCCAACAUUUGCUGCACGGAAGCGCCCUCUGCUCUCCCGGGAUCCACUCUCCACAUUCCCAUUUCAUUGCCUCCAAAUAUCAGGAUCCACUGCUCUCACACGGGAUACUACCCUCAACUUUAGUAUUAAAACGCGUACACCAGGCCCCCACAAGUCCUCCUGUCGUUUCUUCCCAAUACUCUUCAUCCGCCGCACCCGCAGAUCCAUAGAUCACUACCAUACCUCUGACUUGACAUCCGCGGUCUUUCACAUCUUGCUGCUUAGUACAUAUCCGAUCGACCCUGCUGAGAAGAACCAGAAAUUACACUCAGGUACAAGGGCGGCAACAUUGAAUUAUCUGUACCCACCUCGUUUUAUCAUUGAGCUUUCGACACAGUGCAAGUCUGCACCUGCCAUCGCCCAUCCGUUAUCCUCCACCCUCUCCCCUUAUGCAACCUUUGCCAACAUGUCAUCGUCCCCCACAGCGCCCAACUCUGCCUCCAAAAUCUCCAACUCUCUAAAUCCGCUGCAAGCAUCUACCGUGCCUCCAUUCAAUCGCCCAGCAGGGCGGAACGUCCAUAUCUACGAUGCCAGCGACUCUGAUACUGUGCUUGGUGGCAUGAUUAUCACUGUCAGAGGUACACAUGCCAAGUUUUACUUAAUGGUUGAGAUUCUCUUCAUAUUUACAAGCACCUUCUUUCUGCGAGAUGAGGGUGAAACAAAGAUGGAAAGGGAUGAUCAUCCACUCCAACCUGGGAAGUACUAUAUUGUUGAUUCCGCAUGUUCUUUUGAGGUCAAUAAUGAGCCAUGGCUUGUCCGAACAAUUUCUCGUGCCACUGGAACCCGCGUUGCCGCUUUCUGUGAUGCUGUUCAUUCGCGAGAUCGCCGAUGUAUUAUUUUUGGAGAAUGUGCGCUUACAAUUAAUAGGAUUGACUUCUGGUCCGGUUUCGAAGGUGCACGUAUCUUCCCACUAGACUACAGAAGUUACUAG